Calidris pugnax (ruff) is the source of this 1606-nucleotide messenger RNA. RefSeq names its product LYR motif containing 9 (gene LYRM9). The transcript has 6 exons. Lineage: Eukaryota; Metazoa; Chordata; Aves; Charadriiformes; Scolopacidae. The coding region runs from base 632 to 868 and encodes 78 amino acids. The record is from RefSeq and is a predicted model, not a curated record.
GGGAGCGGAGCUGGGCCGGGGGUGGCGGGUCUUUGUGCCCGGGGUCUCUGUGCCUGUCGGCCGGCGCGGCCCUGCCCAGGCCCUUGUCCGUCCGCCCCAGGGGCGGCGGCGGGUCCCGGAGGGUCUUAUCGCCUCCGGGGUGAGCGCGGGGCCGAGCCAGGGACGAGGAGCUGGGUUUCCUGAGGUAGAUGUUUUGGGCCCGGCCCCGCUCUCCAGAGGAAGGUGAUUACUGAAGCCGUCUCUCACAAAGAAGCUCGCCGAGCUCACCUGGCGGAAAGGCCAAUGUGUUUUAAAGGCGGGGCUGGCCUCAAAAUGGGGCUGCUCUUGCUCCAUUUUGAUGUUGGAACAGCAAAUGAACUCCCUCUGAAGCAAAUGUCAUGCCAGUAAAGACGUUGAAGCAGCAAGAAAAUCAUCUCUGUCUCUGAAGACUGAAUUGGAGACCUUUGUGAAUGAGAUGUUCUUAAAAUAGCUCCACAGCAUGUUAUCUUCACUAGAAGGUGGAGAAUUGAAAACACCACCAGAAGCCACUUGAUUUUGUGUCUCUCUUGCUUACUGUUGGACUUCGACAGACCUAAUCUGUGAAGAUAAUUGAAGUUCCUUUGCUCUGAGUGCUCAGCUAAAAGCCUUGCUAAUGGCCCCGUUGCCGAACGCUGAGCUCGUCCAGAGCUCUCUGCAGUUGUACCGGUACCUGCUGCGGUGCUGCAGGCAGCUUCCUGAGGAGAACAUUCGCCAGCACUACAGACAUGCCAUCAGGCAGAGUUUCAAAGUUCAUGCAGAUGAAGACAGUCCCGAGAGAAUCCAGCAGAUCAUUAAGAGAGCCAUCGAAGAUGCUGACUGGGUCAUGAAUAAAUAUAAAAAACAGAAGUAGAAGAGGAAUGAUGAAGACAAGAAUGUCAUUGGUAAACAUCCUUAGAGGACUUGCAGUCAAGCCUAAUAUUAUAUUAUAAUUACUGACUGGAGUUUUCUCUUAGAUAGUACACAUACAAUAAUUUAUAUCUCAUUGGGAUGUCAUGGAGCUAAAUUAAGAUCUCUGAAGCUGUUUGAGUCAGUAGAUUAAAAGGCACAGUCUAGGUUCAGAGUAUUACCUUGUAUAAUCACAAACUUUAGCUUUAAAGCCCAAACUUAUCUAAGACUUGCGUAACACAGAUUGCUUCCAGGAAACCUUACUGAGAAUAAAAUUGUAAUGGUGUACAAGUCCUUACUUACCUUGUACCUUGCUAGUAUCUGAGCAUGAAGUUCUAUGCUGGGAGCCCGCAAGCCUCAGAAAUGCUCACUGAGGCUCAGAGCAAAUUUCUCUUCUCAGACACAAAAGCCUGGGCUGCUGAGGGACGUUCCCUCUGGGACCUGAACCUUGGAAUCCUCCACGUGUCUGUCCCUGCUUCCAGCACGUCUUCGUUCUGCUCUGCAGGUUUGCACUUCAACUAGUGGUGGCUUUUCUUCUGUACAGAUUGGUGCCUGUCACCCUAAUCUCUGAACCCCCCUGCAAACAGACGCCGUUCAGAGGGGGUCUGGGCACUGAGUGGUGCAAUCACUGGGACGUGUGAUGUUGUACAGAUAUAACGGCCUUCACAGCAUUUUGCAGCAUGUAAUAAAUGUCCUUUAAAAA